Molecule: messenger RNA, 1675 nt
Organism: Lotus japonicus
Lineage: Eukaryota; Viridiplantae; Streptophyta; Magnoliopsida; Fabales; Fabaceae
Product: putative F-box/FBD/LRR-repeat protein At4g03220
Exons: 3
Coding region: 79-1623 (514 amino acids)
Molecular function (GO): protein binding
Source: RefSeq, a predicted model, not a curated record
UACACAAAACAAACAGAAGAAAUCUCACAUAGCUAGCUAAAGAACAAGCAAGAGAGGAUUAGAUUAUCACAAUUCACAAUGGAAACAAGAUCAGCAAAACGCAAGAAAAUGGCUCAAAUCAUGGAGAACGAAGCGAAAGCCGCCGCCACGGAUCGGAUCAGCGACCUCCCAGACGCCGUCCUCCACCACAUUCUCUCCCUCCUCCCGAUCAAAACCGCCGCCCAGACGAGCAUUCUCUCCAAGAGAUGGAAGUUUCUAUGGACCACAUUCCCCGAUCUCGACUUCAGAACCAUCGAUCCACAUGCAUUCUCCUCUCGAAAUCUGCAAUCAUCAGAUUUCGAAACGUCAGGUCACCCAUUAGCUUCAACCAUGGAUUUCAUCACACAAGUACUCUCGACGCGCGACAAGGACUCGGACAUUAGGGCUCUUUGCUUCCGCGCCCGGUUAAGCUUUUCGCGGUUGAAUAGCUUAAUCCGGAGCGCGGUAAGGCACAAUGUGAAAGAGCUUGACAUCGAAGUCACACCAGAAGUGCGAACAGAUGAGUAUUUCAAUUUUCCAAGAUGCUUAAUUGCGAGUAAAACUUUGAGGGUUUUGAAAUUGAGAUCAGGUUUUCGGUUACCUCCUUCAUCAAUCAUGAAAGAAACGUUUCAAUCUCUUCACACAUUGUCAUUGACAUUAGGCCCGGUGGAUCAUCAGGCUCCUUUAUCUGAUUUGUUUACUGAAUCCGCUUUUCCUUUUCUGAGGAACUUGCACCUGCAAUUGUGUUUUGGAUUGCGAGUUCUUCGCGUUGGUUGUCUCGCUCUUCGUGAUUUGAGCUUGGAGAAAUGUAUUAACCUUCACGGUUUGGAUGUUGUCACGCCAAAACUCGAGAGGUUGAGAGUGUCAGAGUGUUUUCACGGGUACCAUAAUAAGAGUUGGGUGAGGAUCAAUGCACCGAAGCUUGAGUCGUUGUUUUGGCAGUAUAAUGCAGUUGCUGAUGUUACUGUUUUUGAGCGUUCGAAUGUGUUGCAUGAGGCUUCCGUUGAUUUCGUUUUGGUGAUGAGUAAGAAUGAUAAAGUUAGCAUGGAUAAGCUUCAAAGUGCCAUAAAUUUCAUGGCUGGAUUGUCUUGUGCCCGUUCGUUGACACUUGAUAGCAAAACUAUAGAGAUGCUAUCAAAUAGCAACUUCUAUAUUGAGCCAUUAUAUAAUCUUAAAUCAUUAGAGCUGCAUACUUGUUUCAACAAAACUAAUAUUCAGGGAUUGGCAUGCUUAUUCAGGAGCUCUCCCACCCUCCACACACUCAUUGUCAAGAUCAUUGACCAUAAUAAGUUUGAUAGAAAACAGUGGAAUAAGGACUUGGACAUGACUAGCAAUGAAGAAGAGCAGUAUUGGGAGUCUGAGAUCCCAACUCUGAAGCCUUUUCUGCAACACUUGAAGGUGGUUGAAAUUCAUGGGUUUCUUGAUUGUGAGAAUGAAGUUACACUAGCAAAGUUUCUCCUCAAGAAUGGGAAGGCCUUAGAAGAGAUGGUAUAUUUCACAGGACAUUGUAAUACAAGUAGUACUCUUAGGCGACAAAAAGUAAGGCAGCAUAUGUUGAUGGGUGUUUCUUGGGCUUCUUCUAAUGCAAAAGUGACGUUUCGGUAGCCUUGUCACAUUGUUGCUUAUUCUAGGGAGGGAGGGUAGUGAGGAUGGUUUC